CGAUUAAUUAUACUCCAGGAAUGACUGCACACGUUAUGUGUUUAACUUCCUCGGGGGGAAUCCCCUUGUUCUCCAGGAAGAAGGGAGAGGGAAGUGCUAUGACCUUCUCGAAAAUGGCGUCGCUGAGUGGUAUCCACAUGUUCCUGAAGUCUCAGGAUAUAAAACUGAAAAACACAGAGAUGCCAGACACAACGGUCGUCUGGAAAGAAUUCGCAGAAUCCAUAACUCUGAUCGCAAUAGCCAGUGGCACGACGAAGCACGUCCUCGAGAAGUUCAUUGACACUGUUUUCAAUGCUAUGAUCCUAGUCGCUGGAAUCGAUGAGAUAAAAAACUCGAGGAGCAUCGAGAGGCUGAAGAAAGAGCUGAGGAACUGCAACAACAUUAUCGAUAAAUUAUUGGACUGCCUGGAUAUUGGUAACAGAAGCUGCAGUGAGAUUGACCUGGUGGCGAUGUCCAGCAGCAUUCUGUGUCCCGAGAAUCAUUUUCUUCACAGUAGUCUGGACUUGCUGAUGGAGUACCUGGACUCCUCUUAUGGCUGUAUUCUGAUCCAUGGGUGCAUGGCAGUGGGGACUGACAGUUGGUUACAACUGGAUCCCAUCGAGAAGAAAUUGCUGAUGAUGGCUGGCUCGAUGGACAGCAGCUGCUCCACCUGCGAUCUCCCAGUCUUUCUCCCAAAGAUGAGUCCUAAUGUGGCAUUUAGACUCAUAUCAGUGACUCUAAUAAAAGGAGUCCAGGUCCUGGCCCUCUGUGGCCCCCGUCCAGAUCUAAUAGAAGUGGAGAAAACGGUUGUCCAGCACUGGAGGAACAACGUCGAGACAUUGAGAGCUGCGGAGCAGUCCUAUCCCCAGUGUUUUCCAGCUGAUCUCUCUCUGGACCCAUCAAUCCUAGGAUUUCUCCUGGUGGACUGCAACAUCGGAAAAUUUGUGAUGGGGAGAAAUCCUAACAGUCAGUCCACGAAUCAACAAAUGGGCACUCAGAGAUUAGACAUCCUGAAGACAUUUUAUUACCAGGCUGUGGAACCAUUCCUGCUCCACCAAAAAGGCGAAUCAGUUGGUCAGAGAAAUCCAAGUGAUCGUCGAACAAUUCAAGCUAGAGAGACCUACUGGUGCUCAGAAUACCACAAGUGUCACGCACUCAGGGAAAGAGACAAUAUUCUCUGCAUCCUGUACCCUUACUCAAUUCCUAAUCAUACAAUAAGACUGAUAACUCGAAAAACACUGAAAAUACUCAUCUCCGACAAGCAAACCUGCUGGUAAAAUAAUUAUUCUCUGAACAUUACUGUUAAAUUAAAUUUCACUCUUAUGUCAUAUUUUUUAUAUGACAAUAAAAACGACCAUAAAAUGAAUCA
Molecule: messenger RNA, 1348 nt
Organism: Fopius arisanus
Lineage: Eukaryota; Metazoa; Arthropoda; Insecta; Hymenoptera; Braconidae
Gene: fy
Product: fuzzy planar cell polarity protein-like protein
Exons: 2
Coding region: 21-1256 (411 amino acids)
Biological process (GO): non-motile cilium assembly; vesicle-mediated transport
Source: RefSeq, a predicted model, not a curated record